Saccostrea cuccullata (small rock oyster) is the source of this 1752-nucleotide messenger RNA. Its product is annotated as ras-related protein RabC-like. The record is from RefSeq and is a predicted model, not a curated record. Gene Ontology annotation, cellular component: trans-Golgi network; Golgi cisterna. Gene Ontology annotation, molecular function: GTP binding; GTPase activity. Gene Ontology annotation, biological process: vesicle-mediated transport. NCBI's taxonomy places the organism in Eukaryota, Metazoa, Mollusca, Bivalvia, Ostreida, Ostreidae. The transcript is spliced from 3 exons. The coding region runs from base 205 to 882 and encodes 225 amino acids.
UGAAUACAAGUUUUGAUCUGGAGAUUAUGUCAAAAUACGGAAAGCGCCUUUGAGUUUAUUUUUGGAUUCAUUUUAUGUCACAGGAAAUUGUGUUUUCAGGGUAAACUCGCUAUUUCUAUGCUAGACGUCCGCCUGACAAAAAAUUCUAUUUUUUCAAGAAACACACACAGAUUUAAGGAUUAAAUCUUGUGAUAUCGAGCUACAAUGAUGAAAUUUUGUUGUGUGUGCAGACAUGAAAUACAAGAAAAUCAAAAUUCUGGGCAUCCUACAGCGGAGAUUUGGAACUAUGACUUCAAAUUUGAAGUCCCAGAAUUGUCACCUUCGUUGUCAAGAUUAACAAUGGCGACGGGUCCCCCUAACUACAAAAUUAUUUUAUGUGGCGAGUAUGGUGUGGGGAAAACAUCUUCUUUAUGUGAUUUGACACUGGAGACCGGCGAAUUAACACUGUGGGACACGGGUGGAAUGGAAAGGAUGAGUUUCAUUGGUUCCAGCUAUUAUCGAGGUGCGCACGCAGCCUUAUUAUGUUAUAGUAUUAAAAACAAAGACACCUUCACAAUUCUCUCACAGUAUAUCUUAGACAUAGUCAUGAACGCCGAAGGCGCCAAAAUAUUCCUCUGUGGCAAUAUGGCGGAUUGUGAUGGCGAGGACCAAGUGACGGACGCUGAUAUUGAAAACUUCGAACGCGAGUGUGGGGACGUUUUAUCCGGAAUGUACAAAAUAUCUUGUAAAGACAAUUCGGGGGUGUUCGAUAUGUUCAAAGACAUGGCCAGAGUUCUCCACCAGGAGGCUCUCGGGAAAAUGACCUUAAGACGAGAGUUGAACGUGAUUCGGCCCGGGGAAUCUCCAGAAAAUGAAGAAUCACAAAAGAAAAAAUGUUGUUGAAUAAUUGUUUGUGUUCAUGUAAAUGUAACUUUGUGUUGAUCAGUCAUAUUUGUGUAUUUUACAUGGAAGAUAAUGCUUUGUUUUGUAAACAUCGAAUAUUUACAUGGAUUGAAAACGUGUUUUUGUUUCAAAUCUUCAAUGCAUGCGUAUAGAUGUAGUUGUCCUGUAUUGAUGUAUUUAUCUUGUACCUGAUUAAUCAUGGAUACUUACAUCAUGAUCAUGAUACACAUGUUAUCUGGCACAAAGUUAAGUACAUCUACCUGUUCACAUAUUUUUCCAUUUAUCAUGAUUUUCAUGUUUUAGUUCAUAAAUUUCAUGAACAUGGACCACAGAUUUGAGACCAGCGCUCGAAUUUUAUUAUAAAGCAUAUAUACAUGUAUCAUAUUCUUGAAACAAAGAAGUUUAAGUGUAACUAUAGUAAACUUUGAAAACUGUAUGUUCUUGCAAGUUGCACUGGAUAUACAAUUUGAUAAAUCACAAUGCAUAUUGGACGGAUUUUUAAAUAUAAUAUGUUAUAUUUUUUGUUUGAAUUUUAAUGUUUUCAUGCACCAAAGGUUCUAAUUUUAAUAGCAAACUUUUAUAUGAAAUUCUAUUUACAUAUAUGUAAUGUACUUUUAUCUAUGUCUAUUAUAUUUCAAACUGUCCUGUUCUAUAACUUUCACUUUUAAAAUGAAAGUGCCUUUAAUUUUUACAUUAACUUGUAUACUCGUGCAUUUUUAUGUCUUCCUCUCUCCAGUAUUAUUUGUGUAAUAAUUAUUUAAGUGUAGAUACCACUUUAUUGACGUGUAUUUACAGAGGAUAUAUCUUUGGAUAUACCUGUUGUUGUAAAAUAUUGUUCUCAAUUGGAUAAAUAAAUGAAUCAGAAAGACA